Molecule: messenger RNA, 2592 nt
Organism: Parathielavia appendiculata
Lineage: Eukaryota; Fungi; Ascomycota; Sordariomycetes; Sordariales; Chaetomiaceae
Exons: 1
Coding region: 1-2592 (863 amino acids)
Source: RefSeq, a predicted model, not a curated record
AUGACCUCUCACAACUCUCACAGUCUCGACCUUGAUGACCAUGUGGACCACUCGCAAGGGCCACAUCUGCAACAUCCUCCGAAACUGAGACUGCAAACGCAGACAUCGCACCAAACUGCGGCACCCUACUCUCCAUCUCCUCUGACUCCCACUGCUUCAUCGGAACUUGACUUCGACAGUCAAGACGGUGUCUUUGGUCCGCCACCCGUAGCCCGGCCGCAUGGUCGCCCGGUCGUUAUCGAGGGCCCUUACUGCCGCGUUUCUGAUAUUCCCCCUUUGGCUCCCUACCAACAACCAGGCUGGGAGGUUUCGAUGAGUGCCGCCAUGGUCACCGACUUCCGCGACGAACUGGCCCGCCUCGACGGCGUAAUCACCCCAGGCGUUGACAACACCCCGUUCAUCCAGUACGCCAUUGAGGCUCUCACCCGCGACCGGGACACGGGCUACUCAACCGCCGCCCCUUCUGGCAGCUCAGGGACCGUGCUUGGUCCCGGGCAGCAUCGACACUCUUAUCAACCCGGACCGAACCAUCAACAUUCUCGCAGACCGGUUUCUCUGCCGCCUCGCCCUGCGGUUGUUCAUCCUCCUGCUCCUGCUGAGGCUGCUCGGCUCCAAGCACAGCAGCACCAUUUCCCGCUCCCCUACAUUCCCGGCCCUCGAGAGUCGGCCCACUCUCUCGCCGAGAGCUUACUCAAGAAGGGACCACGGCCUCCUCAACCACACGAGUGGAUGCCCGUUGAAACCGAGGAUCUUCUUACCAACGGUGCCGCCUUACCGCCGCUGACCUUCCGCCCAUGGCCUCUGCGAGCACCAGCCCUGUUUGGCUUCAUGGCAGUAUGCGUCCUCAUGAUCGCCGCCUUGAUCCUGAGCGCCGUCUACUCCCAUCUCCAUCAAGGGCUGCGAGAGUGGGAGACCAUUUAUGGCGGCCGCUACUUCCUCUUCCGCCUCCUACCCCAGCUCAUGGCUGCUGGCAUCCUCCUCUACGCCCAGUUUUUGGUCACAACCGUGUUCCGCAUGCUGCCUUUUGUUCGGUUAGCGUCUAAAAUACCUGCUGAGAGGGAAGGCGCCUUGUUUCAGGAGCUAUAUCCUUCGUUUCUGUGGCCGCGACUGGUUGGGCCGUGGAACGUCUGGGUCCCAGUUCUCGUCACAUGGCUGAUGAACUUCACGCUUUCCCUACAGAGCUCGCUGUUUACCGUCAUUCUGGUGGAUGGCAUCUGGACAUGGGCAACGGUCCAGGGUGUUGCCUGGACGCUUGUGGCGCUGUAUCUCGCGCUGCUGAUCUCCACCGUCCUGGUCUGGCGGUACUGGGCCACCCUCGAGACCACUGGGCUCAUCUGGGACCCCAGGUCUCUCGCCGACAUCGCCUCUCUGGUUUCAGAGACAAACACAGCCGAAGAUUACCGGGGGACCCAGCUGGCACGCUCGCGAGACGGCAUCCGAUUCGCCCUACGCCGCCGCACGGCGGACAGACUGUGCUACUGGACUUGGAAAGACGGCCGGCACGGCUUUUGGCACACCCUCGGCAGCCCGAUGGACGAGACCAACCUGAUCCCCGUCCCCGACCUCACCGCCGGCCAGCGCAUGCAGCGCCUUGACGAAAAGCACGACCAGGCCGCCCUCCCGGACACCGACCCUGCCCACCACGACAUCGAAUCCACACACCAGCGGAACCGCUACCUCCCCUUCCCCUUGCGCACUUCCCAGCUCCUUUGGCACACCCUCACAGGGACCAUCCUCCUCCUCGCCAUUUUCAUCGCCACCUUUCUCCCCGCAACCCGCAUCGCAGCGGGCUUCCCCCCGAAGCUGUCCUCCGCCCCGCAGCCGGGCGCUUUCUCCCCGGCCGACUUCCUCUACAGCUUCCUUCCCGCCCUGCUCGGGACUAUUGCCUUCCUCUCCUUCCAGCCGCUCGACACCCACCUGCGCGUAUUGCAGCCCUGGGCCGCGCUCUCCUCUGACCAAGUAAGGGGUGCCGAUGCCGAGAGUUCCCUGCUCGCAGACUACGCCGCCUGCGGCCCCUGGGGCGAGUGCACGCUGCGGGCGCUGCGGAACGGGCAUUGGCGCGUCGCCGUCGUCUCGCUUCUCUCGGGGCUCUUUGUGCUCAUUCCUGUGCUGGCCGGGGCCAGUUUCAUGGCGCUGACUGUCGCUCCGGCGGCGACGGAUGAUGGUGGUGGUGGGUCGUCGUCAGCCGAUGGGUGGGAGGAGCAGGAGGUGCGCAUGUUUGUAAACAUGCCGGCGUAUGGGAUCUUGUUGGGACUGCUGGUGCUGUAUGUGGUCGGCUUGGCGGUCCUGUUCCCCCGGCGCAAGGCAUUCCGGAUGCCACAUGCUGUUACCUGCCUGGCUGAGGUGGUGGGGUAUCUGGUGAACUCCGAGAUCAGGGAGGAGCCGGCUUUUAAGCGGUGUGUGAGCCGGCAGGAGAUGGCCGGGAAGUUGGGGUUCGGGAGCGGGUCGCCGGCCGGGAUGCAGAGCUGGUGGGUGUUUGGGUUUGGGGAGACGGGUGGUAUGGGUGGCGGCGAACUGGGGGUGAGGAGGGUGAAAAGGUUUACCGAGAAGAGGAGAGUGAGGAAGAGUCAGAUUCGGAGGCCUCUUCUGUGA